Messenger RNA from Acaulospora colombiana, 2811 nucleotides. The record is from the annotation of a GenBank genome assembly. Lineage: Eukaryota; Fungi; Glomeromycota; Glomeromycetes; Diversisporales; Acaulosporaceae.
AUGUCGUUUCAAGAGUCUGAGGAAGAAUACAUGUCAGAUGUCGUCUAUUCACCAAAUAACAUCGUAUCGAUCACCACAUCCUCCAAUUUUACUACUGUCCCCGAAUUCUUUUUAAGGCUCGAAGUAGAUCUCGACACGAAAGUUUUAUUAAAGCCAUAUAAAACACAUUCUCAUUACACCUCUUUAUUUGCGACAUCAAGCCCGCCAGUAGACGCUCAACAAAAAGGAGAACCAAUAAUAUAUUAUGAUCCAAAACUCUCUUCUGAGGCGUUAGAGGAAACGAAUAUUUCGGUGGCAAGAAAUCUGGAGCAUGAUUGCGAAGUCGAAAAGAACCCCGAAAACAAUCAAAGUCUUGGCAUAGCGAAGAUCACAUACUUCGGGGAAACCGAAGGCACCGCCUUAAAUGCUGCAAGAGAAGCCGUCGUUCGGUUUAAUGGCAAGCAGAUUUCUGACGGCUCACCUGUUAAAGUCGAAUUGGACAGCAACGGUUCAAAAUUAAGAAUGGCAAUAGAAAAAAUACUUUCUGAAUCCCGGUUGCAACGAGAACAAACCGAAAAACACUCACCAAUUAACCAUAAUAAGCACACAACCCCACUACCUAAUGAAAUUGACAUGGAAAUUGACGAAAUACCGUCACCAUCACCACAAACGGCGCCGCCUACCACAGCGCUGUUAGACCCGCCACAAUCACGUUCAUCAGAUGGCGUUAAGAACAAAUUCUCCACGCCCUCCGUCUCCUCAACGAAAGCAACGAAAGAAGCCGUUAAGGUCAAGCGUGAUAGUCCGGAGAAGCAAGAGCAGAAUCCUGAAAUACCACCCGCUGACGAUGAUAUAGAGGACGGUGAAAUUGAUCCAAAUUCCGAAGAAUCGGUUUCGCGAGUAUCAAUGUCAGGUCGCGAUCAACCUGGCGAGAUCAUGAACCUUCGCAAUAUGAGAAUGAUCGAUAUAUCUCAGAGCGUAGAAGGAGAAAUUCGUCCAGAGACCGAUCGAGCAAAAGUAAAUAUUCAAUUGUCGAGAGGAGUCGAAGUCGUGAUAGAAGUCCAACUAGUUAUCGUAGCCGACAUCAUGAGCCCAGUCGUAAUAGAGACCGCGGUUACGAAAGCAGUCGUAAACAUGACCGUGGCACAACCCAUUCCCGUAGCACAACCCAUUCCCGUAGUCGUGAACAAAGAAAUAAAGAAAACACUCAAUAAUAAAGACAGUGGUUUUUAUCAGGUCACAAGCAACGACAUGAUUAAAUUCGAGGAAGAGGAAGAACAUAAAAUAGGGAUCAGUUUUUCCGAGGCGUUCACUUCAUUGUCAGAUAUUCCGAGCGCCCGAAAAUUCUCCGACCUCAACAAACCCAAGGAGACCAAGAAAUCCGAAAAAUCCACAAAGAGUCACAAGACACCUGGUAUUAAAGAAGAGAAAAAGGAUGGUAAGGAAAAGAAUGGUUCCACCCGUCAGAGACAAUUUGAUUCAAAAAGAUCAUCCAGAUUUGGUGGUAAAUAUUCUUCGGGUGACGACCUAUAUGGUCACCUUUCAACGGCCAACGAUUCAACAGAUUCAGAUGACGAUUUCUAUGAUACGGCUCGUCGGAAAAAUACUAGAACGAAUUCUAAGCCCGCUAAACCAAUUAUAAGACCGAAUAUUAGUGACUGGGAUUAUUCAUCCUCGUCCGAAUCUGAAAAAAAUGCUAAACAAUCGUUAAAAUCUGAUGCAUCCGGAAAAGAAAAAUCUGCAAGUGAUGAGGAGGUGGAAGACAAUAAACCAUCUGCUCAAACACUUUCGAUUUCAGAUAAACUUCAGUCCAAGAAACAAAUACAAAGAUCCAACGCCUCGAGUGCAUCCGAGGCCGGCAAGAAGACAUACAAAUCUAGUAAAUCCAAUGCUUCGAGUGCAUCAGAAGCUAGUAAAAAAGCAUCUUCUGCCGGAGCUGGUUCUGUUACGAAGCCCCGUGAAUUGAAAAAUCGAGUUAUUGUUGCUAGUAGUAAAGCCAAGGGAAGUCGAAAGUCAAAGGUUGGUUCAUCGAGCGCAAUGUCACAGAGAAUGGAAGCCAAAACCUCCGCAAAAAAACAAUCUCGAUAUUUCGACAACUUGUCGGAUAGUAGCGACAACACAAAGCGAACCAGCGGAUCUAAUUCAUCAAAUAAUGAAAGCGAGAAGAAACAACUUAAUACAAAUGGUAAGCCGUCGACAAGUGAAAACAGGCACUCUCCCAAAGUUAACCUAAAUCCUGCCAAAGAUCGUCGUUCGUCGCCGGGACCACAUAAAACAGGAUGUGCAAGAACCGAAGGAUACUAUAAGAUACCGCCCGAAGAGAAGCGGAAAUAUGUGGCAUACGGAAUAGCAGGUACACCGUAUGCAACGGCCGCAGCACCAGCGCCCAGUCCCAGGGAAUCAAGGGCCAAACGACGGGAACUCCAAGCACGAAUGGCGGAUGAUUAUUACGGGUUUAGCCCGUUGAAGUCAAGAGAGCGAGAACUUACAAUAGCAAAAUCAUCAAUCCAUCAUUAUGGACUUUUUACAUUAGAAAAAAUUAAAUCUGGUGAAUUCAUAAUCGAAUACACGGGAGAACUGGUUAGGCAAUCCGUUGCGGAUCUUCGAGAGCGAAAAUAUAAGGCAGCAGGAAUUGAAGGCAGCUACAUGUUUCGAGUGGGAGAUGAUACCAUAAUCGACGCUACUCGAAUGGGGAAUAAUGCAAGAUUGAUAAAUCAUUCUUGUGAGCCAAAUUGCAAUGCUAAGAUUCUUAACGUCAAAGGGGCCAAGAAGAUAGCUAUAUAUGCAAAAAGGGACAUUCAAAAAAAUGAAGAAAUUACCUAUGAUUAUAAG